Molecule: messenger RNA, 507 nt
Organism: Gallus gallus (chicken)
Lineage: Eukaryota; Metazoa; Chordata; Aves; Galliformes; Phasianidae
Gene: RPS25
Product: ribosomal protein S25
Exons: 5
Coding region: 60-437 (125 amino acids)
Cellular component (GO): cytosolic small ribosomal subunit
Molecular function (GO): structural constituent of ribosome
Source: RefSeq, a predicted model, not a curated record
GUCGCGCGUGCGGAGCUUCCUUUCUCGGCCGACAUCUUGGGAGCAGCAGCAGCCGCAGCAUGCCGCCCAAAGACGAUAAGAAGAAGAAGGACGCGGGCAAGUCCGCCAAGAAGGACAAGGAUCCGGUCAACAAGUCGGGCGGCAAGGCCAAGAAAAAGAAGUGGUCCAAGGGGAAAGUGAGAGACAAGUUGAACAACCUUGUCCUGUUUGACAAAGCCACCUAUGACAAACUGUGCAAAGAAGUGCCCAACUACAAACUCAUCACACCAGCGGUGGUCUCAGAAAGACUGAAGAUCCGAGGCUCUCUGGCGAGGGCUGCUCUGCAGGAACUGCUCGGUAAAGGUUUGAUCAAACUGGUGUCUAAGCACCGAGCCCAAGUGAUCUACACCAGAAACACAAAAGGUGGAGAUGCUCCUGCUGCAGGGGAGGACGCAUAGGAAGGUUCUCCAGUGACCUCUUCAGCAGUGUCAUAUACAGAUGCAUACAAUAAAAUUAUUGAAAUAAUUA